AUGGCCAAUCGUCUACAAUCUCUACACACUGCUCUACAAUCCUGCUACGACCACGACAUUAACUGGACUCUUUUGCCUGAAAAAUUGCACAGGGUAAGCAACCACAAUCCAUUCUGUCUUAUAAACCAUUUCCAAUUUAAUCAUCGUCAUGAAACAUAAAGUAUUCUUAAUCCACUAUUUAUCCUUUCAAAUUUUUAGGUCUGCGCAUUGUUUGGCAAAGGUCUAAAGCAACAAGCGAGCACCGUGCUAUUGGGUUUCCUUUCUCUUAUAUCCUUUUGCAUUGGUCAUGGUGCCAUAGACGUUGCGCAGUUCUGGAGGGAGCCAAGUAUUCUUUGGUUGGUGAUCGUUCUUCCAACUGGUAAGCAAAACGUUAACUUUCGAUAGUGUAGUAUGUAUUUAACACUUCCUUUCCCACAGGCAUCGCCAUAGGCAAAGGCAUAUACUAAAAUCCUGCGUAUACAGCCAAUGAGCCACACUGAAUGACAAUUUGCGCCCAUGCAUGUGUAUGCACUUCUAGACAAACAAAUGACACUUGCCACAUAAAAACUUGUCAUACAAAAUAUUGUCCAGGCCGCGCAUAUUGCAGGACAAAUAAAAAUUUGUCAUACAAUUACUUCCUCCACUGUAACAUGCUUUAUAGUUCUAGCCGCACAUUUUUUCAUCAUAGGUUUUUGUGUUAGUGGCUGUGAACGAAAAUGCGCCUACUUAGGCCUUAACUCCAAAUAA
Paramuricea clavata is the source of this 726-nucleotide messenger RNA. The record is from the annotation of a GenBank genome assembly. NCBI's taxonomy places the organism in Eukaryota, Metazoa, Cnidaria, Anthozoa, Malacalcyonacea, Plexauridae.